This is a messenger RNA of Helianthus annuus (common sunflower), 1345 nucleotides long. Its product is annotated as syntaxin-81. The transcript has 8 exons. The record is from RefSeq and is a predicted model, not a curated record. Gene Ontology annotation, biological process: retrograde vesicle-mediated transport, Golgi to endoplasmic reticulum. Lineage: Eukaryota; Viridiplantae; Streptophyta; Magnoliopsida; Asterales; Asteraceae. Bases 269 to 1216 code for a protein of 315 amino acids. Gene Ontology annotation, cellular component: SNARE complex; endoplasmic reticulum; membrane.
GGAAUUAGGGUUGAGUAUCAUCAACCACGGGUUAGAGACGCUCCUCCAGUCCCUCUCCACAAACCCCCGCCGUCUCCUCCGCCACAAACCCACACCGUCUCCGACGUCUCCUCCGGCACAAACCCCCACCGUCUCCGACGUCUCCUCCUGCACAAACCCCACUGUCAUGAUCAUACACCCUACCAACUCCUGCGUUUUUCCGAUGCCUUCAUAGCAGCAGCUGCUGCAGAAAAUAUACAGUAAGUUGAUUACUGGUGGAUGUUAAGGCAUGGCUAAGGUUAGAGACCGGACUGAAGACUUUAAAGAUGCUGUCAACAGGGGAGCUUUGUCUUUAGGAUUUAACGAGGCCAAAAGGGCAGCUCUUAUGGCAUCUUUUAUCAUUCAUAAACCUCGGGAAAGAUCACAUUUUACCAAGGCUGCAUUGAAGACGCUAGAGAGCAUUGGAACUCUAGAACAAUUUUUAAAAAAGCAUAGGAAGGAUUAUAUAGACCCUCAUCGUACAACAGAAGAGGAGAGGGACAGCAUUGAACAUGAAGUUAGCGUUUUUGUUAAAGCCUGUAAAGAACAGAUUGACGUUCUCAAAACUAGCAUAACUGAUGAAGAAGUGAAUUCAAAGGGCUGGCUUGGCAUUCGGGCUGACAAUGCUAAUGCUGAUACUAUUGCACACAAACAUGGAGUGGUUUUAAUAUUAAGUGAAAAGUUGCAUUCAGUGACAUCACAGUUUGACCAACUCAGAGCCGUACGAUUUCAAGAUGCUAUUAAUCGAGCUAUGCCUAGAAGAAAACCAAAACGGCCCCCCAUGAAAACAUCUACUGAUGUCGACAACAAUCUGGAGUCGAGAGAACCAACAACUUCAGAGACCGCGGACCCUGGUGAAAUCCAACCCGAACCCAUGAAAAUCCAGCAGCAACUUUUAGAUGAUGAAACACGUGCUCUUCAGGUGGAGUUGUCGAGUCUUCUAGAUGCAGCGCGUGACACUGAAACAAAGAUGGUAGAGAUGUCGGCUUUAAAUCAUCUGAUGUCAACACAUGUGUUGCAACAGGCUCAACAAAUAGAGUAUCUGUAUGACCAGGCGGUUGAAGCAACGAAAAACGUAGAGAUGGGUAACAAGGAAUUAACACAAGCCAUCCAGCGAAACAGCAGUAGCCGAACAUUUCUUUUGCUUUUUCUAGUUGUGCUUACAUUUUCUGUUCUCUUUCUUGACUGGUACAGUUGAAUGUUUCUUUUCGUCAACUCGUUUUGAAUUCAUAUUUAAGUUCAAACGUUUGUUGAGUAACACCAGUGAACCCGCAGAUUUGAGCGUAUAACAUCAUACCAUUUGUUAUGACAUUUGUUCUUGCAUCUA